Messenger RNA from Emiliania huxleyi CCMP1516, 2086 nucleotides. RefSeq lists its product as hypothetical. The record is from RefSeq and is a predicted model, not a curated record. NCBI's taxonomy places the organism in Eukaryota, Haptophyta, Isochrysidales, Noelaerhabdaceae. The transcript has 13 exons. Bases 1 to 1833 code for a protein of 610 amino acids.
AUGUGCCGCUGGCUCGUUUAUUGUGGGAGUGACCCGAUCCUGAUGUCCGACCUCAUCUUUGCGCCGACCAACUCGCUCAUUCACCAGUCGUUCAACGGAGGGUUCCACCCUGGCCUCUCCGACCAGAACAACAUGCAGGACGGCGCUCCCCGCGAGACACUCCUACGCAACUCGCAUCUCAUCGUUGGCGUCGGUUGUCCCCGCGAGCGCUUCUGCGCAGCCCUCACCUCACCGAAUAUUGCCGGCGACAUGGCUCGGGUCGGGGCCGCCGCGUCGGCGCACGCGAUCGGCGAGUGUGAGGACGCGACCGAAGAGUGCAACGAGUGCACGACCGGCUGCAACGCAUCCUCGCUCAACUCGGCGACGGGCGAGGGCGUCGCCCGGUACGCCGGCUUCUCGCGGGCCCGGACAUCGGGGGCAGCUCCGGCGGAAAGCAUGGCAGAGACGCGGUGCUCUGACGCAGUCGUCUGCCGCGAUGAGAUCUCGUGGUCGAGCGCGUCGCCGCGCACCAACUUCACGCAGCUCCUGCCUCAGACUAGCCACGGCGACAACGUGCGCCGCAAAUCCAUCCUCGACAAGAUCACCAGUCUCAUGGCGCUCGUGCAGGGCUCGCUCCGCUGCGCGCUCGCCUCGGGCACAUCCGACGCGGAGCAAGGGGAGGAGACGGCAGCGGAUAUCGUCGACGGCUUCCUCAAGCAGCACGCGGACUUCGUCGCCGAGCUGCGGCGUGCAAACCUUGAUGAGAAGCUGAAUGCGGACGGUUUUGGGGUUGGCUGGUACCACAAGCGGGGCGGCGCAAUCUUCCGGUCGGUGACGGCCGCGUGGAACAACAGCAACCUGCGGGAGCUCUCCGAGUCCAUCGAGUCACGCUGCAUCUUUGCGCACCACAACGGACACGUCGAGGGCUUUGACCGCAUCAAGCGGCGAGUGUUCGCUGCGAUGCGCGAUGACGUGUACCACUGGGUGCAGGGCACUACCGACUCGGAGGCGUGCUUUGCCCUCAUCCUCUCCCUCAUCGAGCCAGAGCUGCUUGCCGGUGGCGAGUGCGUGCCAGUGGCCGUGCUGCGCAAGGCGAUGCUCAGCGCCAUCGCAACACUCCGGGGCUUCCUCGCGGAUGCGGGCGUGUUCAACUUUGCCCUGACGGACGGCAGUUCAGUGGUGGUGGCGCGCUACUGCGACAAGGCUCCCGACAUCCCGCCACCCUCUCUCUACUACGCGUUUGCGUCAUCGCACCAGCUUCAGCUGCAACUGAGCCAGGCCUUGACCUCCAGCCGAGAUGAUGCUCAGGAACACACCUUUCGAAAUCAGGCCCGUCUAAGCAGGCUGAACCGCUUGUGUGCCGAGGGCGGCGAGGCGCCACAGAACCCAGGGCACGGCUCAACUUUUGGCUGCACCUGCCCAAAGUGCCGCAAGCUCGAGCAGACUGUAGAGGGCGGCGCCUUCAUCUGUGCGUCUGAGCCACUCACCACCAAUACAAGCGAGUGGUUCUUGAUGAAGGAGAACUCGAUGAUCUCAUUCACGGCGGGAACGCCUAGCGCGGACGACGAAUCCGAGGCUGAGGAGUGCUCGCGGCUCAAGGCGAUGCGUCUAGACCAGGCAACGCCUUGCCAACGGGCUGCCUUCUCCAAGGCCGUCUCUACCAAGGCUGCACGUAACCCCACCGUCACGACCUCGCCAGCGGUGCCGGCACAGAGCCCGAAGCGAAGGAGCAGUUGGGAAGCGCUAAGGUCCUUCGUCGACGAGCAGGGAGCCAGGCCGGGGCCGGAGGCGGAGGCGGAGGCGCGCGCGCGCGAAGACCCGAAGUCCAACCUAGACGUCGUCAGCCUCGACUAGCGCCUCGCGCCGCGCUGCACGACGGUCUCCGACGAGGCGUUUCACUCCCGAUGCAUGUGUUCGUCUUGAUACGCUAACUACUCCAACAUUGUCGUGCGUCUCUCUCUCUCUCUCUCUCUCUCUCUCUCUCUCUCUCUCUCUCUCUCUCUCUCUCUCUCUCUCUCUCUCUCUGACAACUGCGAUGCGCUUCGCCGAGACCUCGAUAGAGUAGUGCUGAAGGCGCUCUUUUUGAACGAACAAAAAUGUUCCCCUU